GUGUAUCAGGAAACAAUGGACAUUAACUCAGAUGUUUCCACGGGUCCAUCAGUAUAUUUACGCGUCAAGUGGUGCGUGUGUGUGUGUGUGUGUGGAGAAACACAUCAGCCGGGCAGUGUGCUGGACUCCUUCCUGCUGUGUUCGAAUGUCUCACUGCGGAUAAAGGAAGCUUCAUCGCUGGUGCCUCAAGGUGUGCAGGGGUUCCCCAAGACGACUGAGGAGGCCAAGCUCAUGUCUUCGCGCAAGCCUCGAGCUGCCAUCCCCAUCCCUCGCUCGCCUGAGGAAGUUAUGAGCUUCCCGGUGUCGUCGCGAAACAACGAGAUCUGUGGCAUCCGACGCAACUCUGUGCCUGACCUCUUCACCAGAAUCGUGGGCGGCACGGAAGCUGAGAGAAACGAGUUUCCGUGGCAAGUGUCGCUGCAGUACGUGAGCAACUGGUAUACACACCACAUCUGCGGAGGCACAGUCAUCGACCAGCGGUGGAUCAUGACCGCCGCCCACUGCACGCACAUCUACCAAAGCUACCAGCUUAUCGUGGUGGCCGGGGAGCACAAUCUUAAGCGCAAACAUGGAGAGGAACAGACGCGCAACAUAGAGACCAUGAUAGAGCACCCGCAGUACAAUGCGAGGACUCAGGAGUACGACAUGGCCAUGAUCAAGUUGUCGCAGCCGUUGAUUCUGGAUGGCGUUACCGUCUCGCCCAUCUGCCUGCCGCCCUACUUUAAACAAUUCAUGGGUGACGGCUUGGUGACAGGCUGGGGCGACACUGAGGAGGGUGGGGAGAGUUCGGACGUAUUGAUGAAGGUGGUGGUGCCCAUCAUCACUGAUGAGGAGUGUCGCGAUGACUACCGCGCCAUCGGCUACUCCGGCCCCAUCACCGACAACAUGAUGUGCGCAGGAUAUCCCGCUGGAGGCAAGGACGCCUGCCAGGGUGAUUCAGGAGGCCCCUUCAUAUGUUUGGGAGAUGACAAACGCUACUACCUGGCGGGUGUGGUGUCAUGGGGAAUCGGGUGUGCCCAGCCUGGCGUGCCUGGCGUGUACACUGAGGUGAGUCACUUCGUCCCCUGGGUGAUUGACGUGAUCAGUAACCGCUUCCUUAAGUCGCCCCGCCCCAUUUCCAUGCGCGUGGGUAUCGCCGAGAGCCAAGGGACCACCGCUGAUGCUACCGAAGGAGAAGAAGAGCAGACCAACAUUACUGACGAUGGUUCUGUAACCCUCACCUCAAGCAUGCCACAGCAACAGCAGUAACUGGAGCGCCGCCAGGACACUGUUUCUAUCAGCACUACAGCUCAAGGCGCGGAAGGCUGCGGGAUGAAGGAUAAAAAUGACUCGGACUGUUUUACUGAAUUAUUCCACACUGAAGACCAAUAUUCGAAAGACCUGUAACUGUAAUGAGAGACUGCGUAAUGUACAAAUAUAACUACUGUGCACACGUCAGGAAACACUUUAAACGUGCUUUUACUUACUUAUAUUAUCCAUCAUUGAAACGAGGAGAGGCUGCCAAGUGUUGAGUGUUCGCAGCAAUGGUCUGUACUUUACACCUGUUAUCAAGUAAGAACAUAGGGAAGUAUAAGGGAAGAUGCAAGAAACUAAGCCACUUUAAUAAAACAACGAUCCUAUAUAUACACAUACCUACUCCCCAUAAUGUCCCUAUACUGGUAAAAGGGGAAUAUUUAUGUCUUUUAUUUAUGUCUAACAUUAAAGAACACAUAAGAUUUGUACUAAUCUAUGGUAAAGCACUGACCGGAUCUCUAUAAACACGUGACUCCGGGGCUGCAUCCUCAAGAGCUUGGUGGUCACACAGGGUUGUCCUUGAGAUCACAGAUUAUUCUUCUGUCUUUCUGUUUGCGUUUGUCUGCCUGUUUAGCAAGUUUUCGUAAUGAUGGAAGACAAAAUUGGUACUCUACUACUGCAACUGGUGUGCUUCUCAGGACAUGGCAGUGACAGCGUUAUUGGCCACAACGCAGGACCUUCACGCUGGAUUACCUACCUAUGCUGACCAGACAGGACGCCCGCCGCGCUUCCUUCCCCUGUGUUGGAGCGCAUGUAUCUCUCUCUAUUACUCCUACUAGUGUAAGUGAGUGAACGUGUAUACCCUUUGUCGCCUGAGUAUUUAUUCGAUAAACGUUAAUUUACAAAUUUUG
This is a messenger RNA of Portunus trituberculatus (swimming crab), 2144 nucleotides long. RefSeq names its product trypsin-1-like. The coding region runs from base 16 to 1248 and encodes 410 amino acids. The record is from RefSeq and is a predicted model, not a curated record. Lineage: Eukaryota; Metazoa; Arthropoda; Malacostraca; Decapoda; Portunidae. Gene Ontology annotation, biological process: proteolysis. The transcript is spliced from 8 exons. Gene Ontology annotation, molecular function: serine-type endopeptidase activity.